AUGUAUUACAACCAAACGAAGAAACCUUCCUUGUUGUUCUUGAAUCUUUUGCAGGUGCUGAAAGCCAUUGAAGAAGGAUUCAUACACUUUGAAUCAAUGCAAAAAGAAUAUAGAAUUUCCCUAAAAAUCGAUCAUUAUUUGGGGGUUUUAGCCAUUUCUAGGAAAUCUGGACACCUUGAUCAAGCUUUGGAGUACAUUCUGACAUUACCGUUUGAACCCACAUCAGAAAUUUGGGAAGCUGUAAUGAACUAUGCUCGAAUCCAUGGAGAUAUCGAUCCUAAUGAUAGAGCCGAAGAGAUCUUAAUCAACAUUGAUCCAUCAAAUAUUGAUCUAAAAAAGAUUCCAACACCACUUCCUAAGAAAUUUCCUACCAUUAACAUGCUUGAAGGUAAGAACAGGGUGAGCGAGUAA
Lactuca virosa is the source of this 411-nucleotide messenger RNA. NCBI's taxonomy places the organism in Eukaryota, Viridiplantae, Streptophyta, Magnoliopsida, Asterales, Asteraceae. The record is from the annotation of a GenBank genome assembly.